Messenger RNA from Vitrella brassicaformis, 937 nucleotides. Lineage: Eukaryota; Vitrellaceae. The record is from the annotation of a GenBank genome assembly.
CGCUUUUUCUCUGAGAUCUGCGAGCUUAAUCUUUGAUCUCAUGCUGCUGCCCUUUGCUGCCGCCUGCCAGUGCCUGCAUUUGCAGCCGUGCACAUUUCAGCACUUCGCUUUGCGCCGCGCCUGUUCGUCAUUCAUGGCUGUUGACUAUGUGGCUCUUGCGCGAGAGUACGGGCGGCUGUCGAAUCUGCACGACCUGUCUGGCAUUUUUCGCAUGAUCAACGACGAUGCCGUCAUCUAUGGGAAUGAGGGGCGGGCGGCCAUCGUCGAAGGAAUGAGGGCGUUCAGAAGGAGAUACAAAGACGUAUACUGGGUGGUGAGCUUAUGAGCACACACAAUGGACUGACUCACGGAAGCCAUCUAUGUGUCUGCCUGUGUGGCUGUAUGCAGUUUCAUUCCUUUGAGCUGGUCGGCCCUCGUCAAGUGGAGUUUGCCUUCGACCGCUACUGGCGGGCCGACAGUGGCGAUGGUGCUGCUGUUAUGGUGUGCUCGGCUGCCGAAGUCAUCACCUUCACGGAAGACGGCCUGAUGCAGCGCAUCGACUACAGCCGGCGGCCAACAGACCCGCAGCCAUCGGCAGGCUAUCCGGAAGGCGCACAAGUGACGCCAACCGAUUGAUGGAUGAGUGGAUGAGUGGAUGGAUUGAGAGGCAGUGACAUUCUGAGCCUGGCGAUUUGGUGUUGCCUUGUCUGACGCGACGAUUUGCUUUUCCGUCUGUCUGCAUUCGAGUCGAUCUGUGGGUCCGGGCGGUUGGUGAGAGCAGGGACGCGGGACAAGGAGAGCGCAGGCAGACAGACAGACAGUCUGAUAAUAGACCGUGUGUCAAAAACGCUUCGCUUUUGUACAGUGUGUGUUGGUGUCCGUGUCUGCUGACUGGAUGCGGUUCGUCCUGUCGAUACAACAUACAUGCUAUGGCAAAGAAAGGUUCAGAGAAUUGUGG